AUGUCUUUCCCCCGACCGAGCUCGCCGCGCGCGCGUAGAGCAUUGGAAGAGCGGACUUCCGCCCACACAAAUGAAAGAUUCCCAGGCCAGUCAUUGCGGAUGGUUUCGGCAGACCAGGAAGAGGUGGAUAUGUAUACCGCCACGCCUUUUCCGACCAAGCCAGAACAGAUCUUGCUGCCUCUUCCCGGCAAAGGUCAACAACAGUAUAUCUCAGACACCGGUUUCAGCUAUUCAGAUCACAUAGGACAACAGUCCUCGUCAACUUAUUCUUCACCCACUUUCAGUCAAGCUGCACCGGCCAGUCCGCGCGAUCUCUCCAUUGGCGAGGGCUGGGAUGUAUCGUCCACUGUUGAUGCCGGCAACUCGCCGCCACAGAUGUGGGAUGAUGACCCAACCUCUAGCAAGUCGUCGCUACCAGACCUUUCUUCGGGAAAAGCACCAGAUUAUGGACCCGAGAGUUCGGAUGCCGAGUUCUCAGAUGAGGAGAUGAUUGUUUUACCGACUGCCACGCCAACUAUCAAAGCAGUCCUCUCAUUGGCAUCCAUGUCGCCAAAGUCGUCUGACGAGUCUCUAGUUUCCAGCCCCAAUCUCGAGCAGUUUGGAACUCCGUCAAGUCCCAACUUUGUGACGUUGGAUAACUCUAGCAUGCACUUCCCUCGUCCUCCCACUGCAUCAUCAGAGACAGACCCACGAACAAACUCGCUUUCUUCGUUCAAUUCCCGGGGAACAGUUGUGAGACAUCCCGGUGCCACCCCCUGGUUCCAGACAACAUUCCAGACAGUUUCGUCUGAACGAUUGAGCUAUCGCACCCCGUCUUACGGCUCUAGCCCGCCUGUUCAAUCUGUGGCAUCCUUCCGGUCGUCAUCAAGGGCCCCCUCAGGUAGCCGCUCACGAUCUGCAACAUCUUCCUCACGCAGCCUGCGCUCCGCUUCUGACCUACAGGCCGCCAUCGACAGUGGCGUGCCCAUUCAAUAUCCCCGUAUUCGCGCACCGUCAUCCUCAAGCUCUCGUGCGGACACAUCGGUAUCAGAGCGUGACUUCAGCCCUGGCCCAGCAUCUGGUCGCUGCAACCCUCACUUGGCAUCCGGCCGAUGGAACCCCCACCUGUCAACUGUGUCAUCUAUCUGGUCCGCGGAUGAACUGACCAACCUCUCUGCCCAAGCCGACCACCGCUCAGACUCUGAUAACUCAAUCGCAGAGCCGACUCCACCGCCGCAAGCAGCUCUCAAAAAAGAACCCACCAGAUCCUCCGUGUGGCUCGUCGACAGCUCCAACGACAGUGAAGAUGAGUGUCUCGACAGCUUAGCCAAGCUACCUUCGCGCCCAAUGUUUGCUCAAAGUCUGUCCUCCGGCUCCAAGCGAAGCAACAGCACCCGCAGCAACCGCCCAGGAACCGGAUCCAGCACAAUCCUCAAUAUCCUGCCUACCUGGGCGAAGGUGUACUACCUGCGUGAGCCAAUGGGCCUGAACCCCACAUUGUCCAUUAUAGACGGCAGCCGACCACCCUCAACCCGGACCGGAACCUCAAACUCAAGUGUCUUCAACCUGGUCCCAGGUCCCCUUAAUAUCCCACGUCCCCGCUCCCCAGAACGCCCCGUCUCCCCCCAGCGCCAACAACGCCGUUUAGAAAGCGACCCGCGUGAUCCACGCGCCCACUGGGUCCCCUCUCCCCAACCCUCAGACGGCCAGUUCAGUGGGGCGCACCUCCACCGCCUGCGCCACAGCUGGUCUCCCCAUCUCCUGCCAGACAGACGAGUCCUCCAACACUCGAAGUCAGGCUGGCGCGCACCAUCUCUGGACUCACGCAACGAGCCAGUGUUUGGUCGGCGCAACAUCCAAGUCUAUUCGUUCUGCUUUGGGUUCAUCUUCCCGCUUGCUUGGUGCAUCGCGGCGUUCUUGCCUCUACCGCCUAGGCCCAAGAUGUCUCCAGAGAUGAUCGAGCAUGAGGCCGAUUGCGAUGUUGAGGUGGCGCUCGAGGCGCAGUGCAUGAAUCUCCAACAGCGUCGACAUGACAACGCACGCUGGUGGCGGAACCUCAAUCGGUGGAUGAUCUCCCUUGGGGUUGUUAUUAUUGUCAUCAUUAUCACGCUCGCUGCUAUCGGGACUACAACUGGGUUCUGA
Messenger RNA from Penicillium soppii, 2121 nucleotides. RefSeq names its product putative serine-rich protein. The record is from RefSeq and is a predicted model, not a curated record. Bases 1 to 2121 code for a protein of 706 amino acids. Lineage: Eukaryota; Fungi; Ascomycota; Eurotiomycetes; Eurotiales; Aspergillaceae. The transcript has a single exon.